Protopolystoma xenopodis is the source of this 151-nucleotide messenger RNA. Lineage: Eukaryota; Metazoa; Platyhelminthes; Monogenea; Polystomatidea; Polystomatidae. The record is from the annotation of a GenBank genome assembly.
CUCUUUUCUGCCGGUCUUGCCCAAACAGAACGAAGGACCGGACAGGGGAAGACGCCGGCAGCCAAUCAAUCAGAGCCAGCAUUCCUCUCGUAUCGAUAUGCAUACUACCAAGCGUAAGUCUCAACAAGUGGGAGAGAGAAGCAUCAGUUGA